CUGAGAUUUUGUUCUGUAUCAAAAAUGGCGACUUUGAGUAGAAUCAUCAUCAAGAAGGCUGCUGCUGCUGCUCAACCUCCAAUAACCCCGUUAACAAGAAAUUACAGCUCUGCGGUCUUCACAACUACCCCUUUGAAGAACAUCAGCAGUAGUAAUGGUGGUGGUGAUGUGUUGUUUCCAAGGGUUCUAAUUCCAAAUCUUCAUUUCUUCUCUUCUGUGUCUUCUAACGAAGGAGGAGGUCAAGGUACUGAUGAUGGUGAUCACAAUAUGGUUGGUUCUCUUAAGGCCGAGGGACCAAAUGCUUCUCUGGAGCAGAGUGCUCAUGAAAGACCUGACAUUGAGGAUUUGGAUGAGAGGACUGUGCAGCAAGCAUUUAACGAGAAAAACCGAGGUGGUAUGGUCCGAUCAAGAAGUCCUACUUUGAAUCGAACAAGGAGUCCUAAUUUGAAUAAAGCACUUGGCAGGCUAGCGGAAUUGUACAGAAAUUCGACUCAGUUCUCUGGAUCCCCUUAUAAGUAUAGUAGGAAGAGAAGUAUCAAAAAGAUCAACCUACCGACUCAUUACUGCGAGGUGAAUUACAGAACACUAAAAGCUGUUGUAUUUUAUGGACCCAACAUAGAUCACAUCCCUCACGGCAUAAGCAAGAAAGAUCUUAAUCUUCUAGGGGUUCAUCAAGCUAAACCAUGAUGUCGUUAGUUGUUACAUUGUCAGUGACUUCUUUCAAAUGUAAUCUCUAUUUAUUGUUGAAUCAAUGGCGAAGGAAACUUAUGAAAUUUUUGAACAGUGUGUUUGUGAGCUUUCUUUUCAUUCUCAUUAAGGACUCGCAGUUAGGCCUGUAUCAGGCAUGUACCAGAAUAAUUACAUUUUCACAGUCGCACUAUUCCUAGUUAUCCAAUGUUGAUAUGGCUGUAGUUGAAGAAUGCACUUAUUUUUACCAGUA
Papaver somniferum (opium poppy) is the source of this 940-nucleotide messenger RNA. RefSeq lists its product as uncharacterized. The transcript has 3 exons. The coding region runs from base 25 to 687 and encodes 220 amino acids. The record is from RefSeq and is a predicted model, not a curated record. NCBI's taxonomy places the organism in Eukaryota, Viridiplantae, Streptophyta, Magnoliopsida, Ranunculales, Papaveraceae.